CGAGCGAAUUUGAAAAAGCAGGAACAGCCCCUGCACGCAGAGCUUCAGCCAGGGAGCUCCCCAGACAGCCGUGUAGCUAGAGACCUUUGGUUUUGUGGUCACAUCCCUAAGAAGUGGACAGUCAUCAGCAGUGGCGUUUGGAGCAAGCCGGCAUGCUACAGAUGCUGUGGCAUUUUCUGUCUAGCUUCUUCCCUAGAGCUGGGUGCCAAGACGCCAGCGAGGGCAUCGAUCAUGGAGUCAGAGGCACUCAGGCCCCUGCUCAGGGAGACCAGAUGUCCACCUUUUUGGGGAAACAAAACGGAAGGGCUGAGGCUACAGAAAAGAGACCCACCAUCUUGCUGGUGGUCGGACCUGCAGAGCAGUUUCCUAAGAAAAUUGUGCAAGCAGGCGACAAAGACCUUGAUGGGCAACUGGACUUUGAAGAGUUUGUACAUUACCUCCAAGAUCAUGAGAAAAAACUGAGGCUGGUGUUCAAGAGUCUGGACAAAAAGAACGAUGGGCGGAUCGAUGCGCAGGAGAUCAUGCAGUCCCUGCGGGACCUGGGCGUCAAGAUCUCAGAACAGCAGGCGGAGAAGAUUCUGAAGAGAAUACGAACGGGCCACUUCUGGGGCCCUGUCACCUACAUGGACAAGAAUGGCACGAUGACCAUCGACUGGAACGAGUGGAGGGACUACCACCUCCUGCACCCCGUGGAGAACAUCCCUGAGAUCAUCCUGUACUGGAAGCACUCUACGAUCUUCGAUGUGGGUGAGAAUCUGACCGUCCCGGAUGAGUUCACAGUGGAGGAGAGGCAGACGGGCAUGUGGUGGAGACACCUGGUGGCAGGCGGAGGGGCAGGGGCCGUGUCCAGAACCUGCACUGCCCCGCUGGACAGACUGAAGGUGCUCAUGCAGGUCCAUGCCUCCCGCAGCAACAACAUGUGCAUCAUAGGCGGAUUCACGCAGAUGAUCCGAGAAGGGGGUACCAAGUCGCUCUGGCGGGGCAACGGCAUCAAUGUCCUCAAAAUUGCCCCUGAGUCGGCCAUCAAAUUCAUGGCAUAUGAGCAGAUGAAGCGCCUUGUUGGUAGUGAUCAGGAGACACUGAGGAUCCACGAAAGGCUCGUGGCAGGCUCAUUGGCGGGGGCCAUUGCCCAGAGCAGCAUCUACCCCAUGGAGGUCCUGAAGACCCGAAUGGCCUUGCGGAAGACAGGCCAGUACUCGGGCAUGCUGGACUGUGCCAGAAGGAUCCUGGCUAAGGAGGGUGUGGCUGCCUUCUACAAAGGCUACAUCCCCAAUAUGCUGGGGAUCAUCCCCUAUGCCGGCAUUGACCUAGCUGUCUAUGAGACGCUGAAAAAUACCUGGCUACAGCGCUACGCAGUGAACAGCGCAGACCCUGGCGUGUUUGUUCUCCUGGCCUGUGGCACUAUCUCCAGUACCUGUGGCCAGCUGGCCAGCUACCCACUGGCCCUGGUCAGGACCCGGAUGCAGGCCCAAGCCUCCAUUGAGGGAGCGCCCGAGGUCACCAUGAGUAGCCUCUUCAAACAGAUUCUGCGGACUGAGGGGGCCUUUGGGCUCUACCGGGGGCUGGCCCCCAACUUCAUGAAGGUGAUUCCAGCUGUGAGCAUCAGCUACGUGGUGUAUGAGAACCUAAAGAUCACCCUGGGCGUGCAGUCCCGGUGACAGAGGGGGGCAGAUCGGGGACCCUGGGCUGCAGCCCAGGGUGUGCAGCCAUCUCAUUCUGUGAAUGUGCCAACACUAAGCUGACUUACCCAAGCUGUGAAGCCCAGGAUGCCACAGGGGAGGGACAGGGAGCCAGCAAGCGCUGGGCUGGUCCUGCUGACCUGGCAGACCCUUGUGUCCCUUCCAAGGAAGACCUGUGGACAUUCCUUGGAGUCCAGGGGUCAGUAGGAUUUAGGCUCCUGCCCCUAGAGACAGGACUUUCCUGCAGUGCCUGCCAGACAGCGAGCUUGGAGGCCAGCUUAGUUCUUCCAUCUCGUCCACGCAGCUAGACCUCAGCCACGUCCUCCCUCUGGCCCAAAGAGCAUUCCUGUGCCCCCUCAUAUCGUGUCCACUGAUGUGCUGUUGUAGGAAGUGGGCCCGCGUCCACUCCUUUUUGUCCCUGUCCCUCUCCCCUCAGUGUGGUUCCUCCAAAUCUGUUUCCCAAGCCGCAGUAUCCAUGUGGCCCUGUGGCACAGGAAGCCGAAGGAGUACCACUUACAUCCUUGCCUCUUCUGAGCUCACCAGCAAGGCCACCAGGAUGUGCCUGGGUACUCAGGCACUGGCUGUCUGGCACCAUGGUGCAUGGCUUUGCUGAAAGCUAGUGCUAGGACCUGGAGCCCAGAGGAUUUGUGCUGCCUGCAUGGGCCUAGUGUCCUCUGAGCUGUCCCUAAGCCCUGUCAGCUCUGGCACCAGCUCAUGACCACACUUACUGUUCCAUUCUGUGGAAUGAGGGUGGUGCGGGGGAUCUGCCCCAUGGUGCUGCCCUCGUGAGAAGAAAAAGAUGCUGAAGGCCUUAAUUAUGUCUUACUGGGUAAAGGAUUUGGUUCAGAAGGACAAGCUGGACACUGCGUAAGUGCCACACUUACUGAGAGCUGGGGGGUGGAGGACUUCUCUAAAGUCUGUCUGUUCUGAGGGCCCUAUGGGGCCAAGUGGGACCAGCCUCACAUUCCGAAACGUGUGUAUCACUCUGCUUGGAGCCUAUUUAUUUUGUAUUUAUUUGAACAGAGUUAUGUCCUAACUAUUUUUAUAGAUUUGUUUAAUUAAUAGCCUGUCGUUUGCAAGUUCAUUUUUUAUUCAUAUUUAUGUUCAUGGUUGAUUGUACCUUCGCAUCACCACCUGGUGGGGCGUGGGGAGACAGGAUGGAAGAGUGGCCACAGAGUGACCUUGCCUGCCACUCACACUGAUGGCUGUCUGUCCAAAGAAGUUUGUCUCUCACUGGAAACAGAAGGAAAGGCCCAGGGAGGACCUUUGUAGGCCAGGUGGGCUAGUGGGGGAAGGGGACAGUUUGGAAUGACAAGGCAGUGAUGUGCUUCACCAGGAAUUUGGUAUGAGGGUGAGAGCUGCAGGACAGGGUGGCCUGCCCUCCCCAACCUGUGACCUGAUCUUCCUCCUGGCCCACAGCUGCCCUUGCUCAAUGAGUGGUCAGCUGGCCACUUGGCAAUUGUGCCUCCAUUGCCCCAAGAAUGGCCUGAUGAGGAAAACCCAAAUAGGAUGCAAAGAUCAAUGCAAAAAUUACCGGUCUGCAUAGUCUAUGCUGUAACUGGAGUUUGUCAAAGGCAAGCAGCCUUCUAAUAAAGUUGCUUCAAAUGUGA
Molecule: messenger RNA, 3289 nt
Organism: Acomys russatus (golden spiny mouse)
Lineage: Eukaryota; Metazoa; Chordata; Mammalia; Rodentia; Muridae
Gene: Slc25a25
Product: solute carrier family 25 member 25
Exons: 11
Coding region: 153-1658 (501 amino acids)
Biological process (GO): transmembrane transport
Cellular component (GO): mitochondrial inner membrane
Molecular function (GO): calcium ion binding; ATP transmembrane transporter activity
Source: RefSeq, a predicted model, not a curated record